Messenger RNA from Penicillium subrubescens, 339 nucleotides. RefSeq lists its product as uncharacterized. The record is from RefSeq and is a predicted model, not a curated record. Lineage: Eukaryota; Fungi; Ascomycota; Eurotiomycetes; Eurotiales; Aspergillaceae. The transcript has a single exon. The coding region runs from base 1 to 339 and encodes 112 amino acids.
AUGGGAAAUCGCAUCCAUGGUCUCAAGAAUGAAAUUUUGAUUCUCGAUACUCCACUUCCGAAUCUUCUAGCUGAAUUACAACAAUCCAGAAGCAGUGGUCUAAGGAUUCCUGUCACUGUGCCAGAUGACGUGUUUGCUUUACGUCUUUUCGGCCGCCGCACCUUCCGACCCGAUUUCGGGAUUUUGCCCACUUUCAGCGUCGGCGACUUUAUUCCGACGGACAUCAAACUCCGAAAUUCAAGAGACCGCAUGGCAUUGAACAAUGAGUCCGACAGACGAGAGCACCGAGUUUCCACGGAAGAGGCAAAAGACAUUAUCCUGCCAAAGAUGCCGCUCUAG